AUGAAGCCGAGGGUACAGGCAGCCCUUGUUCGAAAGGAGGUGGGCCCUCACCGUCCCCUCUGCCGCCUGGCUGAACACGACGAGCCCGGAGGCCACCACGUCCCCGGCCUCCGAGGGUCUCUGAGCACCCCCUUCUCUGUGCACUGUCCAGCCUCUUUCCCGCUGCCGGGCUCUGACCCCUGGCCGCGAGGAGGAGGCCACCUCCCUGUUGGUUAUCGCAUCGUGCUGGUGAAGUCUCCCUGUUCAUCCCUCCCUCCUCUGCAGGACCCCGGGUGCCAGGAGGGGCCGCUCACUUCAAGCCGUCCAGGUCCGGUGCCCCAAGAGGAGCGGGUCUGGAGGGCAGGCCCCGGGGGAGGCCCGGCCUCCUCCCUCCCCUUGGGAAUCAGCUGCCUGAAGUGCCUGACCUUCCUGCUCAACUUCCUCUUCUCUCUGCUUGGUCUGCUGGCCCUGGCCAUCGGGCUCUGGGGCUUGGCCGUCAAGGGGUCUCUGGGGAGCGUCUGGGGGGCGGCCCUGCCCGAAGACCCCAUUCUGGGACUGGUACUGGGGGGGCUGGCCGUCAGUGCGGUGAGCCUGGCGGGCUGCCUGGGGGCCCUGUGUGAGAGCGCGUUUCUGCUCCGCUGCUUCUCGGGGGGUCUCGUCGCCUUCCUGCUGCUGGAGGCCGUGGUGGGUGCCCUGCUGGUGGCCCUCUGGGGCCCACUGCAGGAUGGCCUGGAGCACACCCUGCGUGCGGCCAUCACCCACUAUCAGGAUGACCCGGGCCUGCGCUUCCUUAUUGACCAAAUCCAGCUUGGGCUGCAGUGCUGCGGGGCGUCUUCCUACCGGGACUGGACGCGGAACCUGUACUUUAACUGCAGCUCCCCGGGGGUCCAGGCCUGCAGCCUUCCUGCCUCCUGCUGCGUCCACCCCAGGGAAGACGGAGCCUCUGUCAACGACCAGUGUGGCUCUGGAGCCCUGCGCCUGGACGAGGAUGCCGCUCGGAGAGUGGUGCACCUGGAGGGCUGUGGCCCUCCUCUCCGGCGUUGGCUGCGCAGGAACGUGCGGGCCGCGGGCGCCUACGCCAUCGUGGUUGUGGCGGUCCAAGGGGUGGAGCUCCUGUUGGCCAGCCAGCUGGUGAGGGCCCUGGCCGUCCGCCGGGGGGAGGUGGACAGCCCCAGAGCCGCAGGGACGGUGGACAAGGCCACCCACGCCUCACACUCCGUGAAACGGCCCCUGCCAAACUGGCCCAGCGCUGACAGCCCAGGAGGACCCCCAGGGAAGGUGUCCUACGGCAUCCCAGACGCCCUGGCCUCCUCCACCGGCUGUGCCUCCGGCCCCCCAGGGCCCCCCUUCCCCUGA
Molecule: messenger RNA, 1335 nt
Organism: Puma concolor (puma)
Lineage: Eukaryota; Metazoa; Chordata; Mammalia; Carnivora; Felidae
Source: RefSeq, a predicted model, not a curated record